Sarcophilus harrisii (Tasmanian devil) is the source of this 2569-nucleotide messenger RNA. It is a transcript of the gene PDE6H, whose product is annotated as phosphodiesterase 6H. The transcript has 4 exons. Gene Ontology annotation, biological process: positive regulation of G protein-coupled receptor signaling pathway; visual perception; positive regulation of epidermal growth factor receptor signaling pathway. Gene Ontology annotation, molecular function: cGMP binding; 3',5'-cyclic-nucleotide phosphodiesterase activity. Bases 230 to 529 code for a protein of 99 amino acids. The record is from RefSeq and is a predicted model, not a curated record. Gene Ontology annotation, cellular component: photoreceptor outer segment membrane. NCBI's taxonomy places the organism in Eukaryota, Metazoa, Chordata, Mammalia, Dasyuromorphia, Dasyuridae.
GGAUCAAGGCUGCUCAAAAUCUUUUUUAUCAGGGGAAUGCUGGUCACACUAAGUGAUGGGGAACUAUGGAGCAGCGAGAAUAGCAGAGUUCUUGUUUCCUAGCAACUGACCUCAUUAUGCGAACAGUUUCCUUUGUUUUAAUGUUCAUUUCAACAUUUGCUUUUCUCAAUUGUGAGAAGGCCGUCCUAGCUAUUUUUAUAUACUUACAAGAAAUGAAAAUACCCAGGAAAUGCUAAGGUACUUGCAAGGAAACCAAUCCACCUCCAGGAACUUGAAAAUGAGUGACAACACCACACUGGCCCCUCCAACCACAGAGCAGGCUCCUGCCACUCCCCGCAAGGGACCCCCUAAAUUCAAGCAGAGACAAACUCGACAAUUCAAGAGCAAGCCUCCUAAGAAAGGUGUAAAAGGGUUUGGAGAUGACAUCCCAGGCAUGGAGGGCCUUGGAACAGAUAUCACGGUCAUUUGCCCCUGGGAAGCCUUCAGCCACCUGGAAUUACAUGAGCUGGCCCAGUUUGGAAUCAUCUAAAUCAAGAAAGUAGCUUUCAUUGUCCCCAACAAUUCCAGUACCUCGGAUGUUUAUGUGUGACCAUACCAAUAUGUGAUGUGUCCAGAGGCUUAGCCAUUUUAGAGCAUUAUCUUCUUAGACUCUCCCAAAGAACAGGCACUUCAAAUAUCAAUUACAUGUAAGGAUUAAGGAAGUGAACAUCCCCUUUGGUGUCAAACUUUCUGUUUUCAAAAUAGCUUGACUCUUAAAAGUAAUAAGCCUUUCUCUUGAGAGACUUUGAUUUACUUCAAAUGAACAGAUAAAGUUGUAUAAAAUGUGGCACACAAACACUUGGCCCAAAUCAGAGGAAAAGCAUCCAAGGCAAAGAAAAAAAUCAGUUAAAGAAUAGAAUUAUGUAUUCAAAACCAAUAAAUCUUUAGUCCCCAUCACCUUAGUUCACAUUAAUUUUCUCCCUUUAUCCAUAUAGUUCACAUAUUGAGUCUAUAUUUGGUCCAGUGGGACCAUUGUGACAAUGCUCUUAUAUUAUUUAUUCCUUUGCUUCUUGACUUUUUUGUGUUCUUCUGUAGGAAACUUUCAAUAAUUGGGAAGCAUUUCUGAGAACACUGUAAAAUAGAGAAGAAUCUACCUAAGAAUGUAGAUGUCUGACAGCAAUUUAAAAAGCAUUAUAUUUUAUGCCCUGAUAAAAAGUGAUAGCUUGCCUUCCUCACCAUGAUGAAGUUAUGUUGAAUGAAAUCACCAAACAUUUAUAUUUCCACACCAAUUAUGAAAAUUCAAGCCUUGCUGCUGGUUUUGUGUUGGGUUAUCAAUAUUUCUCCACAUAAUUUUUCAAAUCAGUAGUGUAAGAAUCUAAGAAGUUAAAAGGUUUUGAGAUCGUCACAAAAUUCUGGGCAUGGGAUACAGAGAGGAUCAUCAUGGAAAAUAACCUAUAAAGAUCUUAUAAUAAACCUUAUGUUUUCAGGAUAAAAGCAGUAACUAAAGUGAAUUUUUACUUUCCAGGGAUUUCUUCUGCUUAUGAAAUAGAUUUUCAAUAUUAAUUCUGAAUUUGUAAUAUUAGUAGGAUGAUUACAUGAUAUUAUUUAGUGUAACCCCCUCAUUUUAUAGAUGAGGAAACUGAGGUCCAGAGAGUGACUUACUCAAGUUCAUGUAGAUAGGAAGUAGAAGAGUCCUUCUGAUUUCAAAUCCAAUACUUUUCCCACUGCAUUUUCUACAAUAUCAAGAUGGCAAUAUUUUUUUGUUCGUGUUUUUGGCAGUACAUAUUUUUUUCAGUGUGAUUAAAUUGCCUAUAGUCAUUGGUUCCCUCUUAUAUCUACAUUGCAUUCUUGGAUAAUGGAAAAAUUACUCCUCUUAUACACAAAAGCCUUGGUUCAAAUCAUCCCUGUACUAUUUAUUUGAUGUGUGGCUUUAGGAAAGUCACUUUAACUCUAAAUCCUGAAUUUCUCAUCUAAAAAGUGAAGGGAGUGGGGAGGGAGAACAGAGGGAAAUGGUCAACUAAGCAUUCUCUAAGGCCUUUUUUGAGCCCUAACAUUCUGAAAUUCUAUUCUUUUUUCUUCUGAGCAGUUGUUCAACUAAGAUAGGGCGAAACAUGAAAAUAUGAGAAACAAAGUAUAAUAAAGACCAAAAGAAGAAAAAUUUUAUAUAAAUAGGCUAAACAAAGAGAGAAAAACAAGGAAGUACUAAAAACUGUGUUCGUAGUAUAAGGAUAUCCCUCUCUAUAGUACUUUGAGGUUUACAUAGCUCUUUCCUUAAAACAAUUUUGGGAGGCAGGAAUCACAAUUAUGGUUGUGACCAUAUGUGUGUUUUUAUUAUGUGUGUUAGUAUGAUAACACAUAUAGUAAAUAUGAGAUGAAACAAGUAUAACGAGGUCUCCUGAUUCCAAGUCUAGGUGAAGAUUAAACAUGAAGGCUAGAUAGAAAGGGGAGAUUGAAAGAGAGGGAGCAUUGAUAGACAUGGAAAAAUUGGGUCCACAAAGAAACAAGCUAAUGCAUGAAGAGACCACUAAAAUGGUUGUUAACCUUGGUUGUGGUGUUAACUUGAUGGAAUCUUUACAAAUUGUUAAGCCAU